This is a messenger RNA of Darwinula stevensoni, 1816 nucleotides long. Lineage: Eukaryota; Metazoa; Arthropoda; Ostracoda; Podocopida; Darwinulidae. The record is from the annotation of a GenBank genome assembly.
AUGUGUGUGCGUCGUCGUAAUCGGCCCUGCCCUCCGCCUGCAUACGCCCCGCUCCACCUCUCACUCUUCUCCCUGUCUCCAUCUGUCUAUUGCUUGGGACUUCGGAUCGAGGCUAGUGGAGUCGAGUGGGGCGCUUCCCGACUGAAACCGGUUACAUUUCACCACGAGAUAAUGAUGUCUGAAUCCGCGGAUAAACCAGCGAAACCUGCGACAGGAUCUCCUUCUGCCUCGGACAGCAUACAAUUGAACCUUUCCUAUUUCGUGAAAACCCCUGCCGGCAUCCUCAAGCUCGUUCAAUUAGUUGUGGGGAUCAUUUGCAUGGCAUGCGGGUCACCGGCAUGGUGGAGUCCGUACCAUUGGUUCCUCUUCGUCGCCGUUUCGGCUUUCGUCGGCACGCUUCUUUGGAGCUUCGUCUACCUGUUGUCCUUGAAAAAUGCCAUCAAUCUGCCCAUCAAUUGGACACUCUCUGAGCUCCUGUUCACUGCCAUCUUCACAGUGUUGUACAUCGUCGCCUUCAUCGUUCUCUUGGCAUCUAACCCUCACGGGAAGUACAUCGCAGCUGGGGUGAGUUCCUCGUCACCUGAUCAUCAGGCCGACCACAUUGAACAUUUUACAUCAGACCUACAAUAUAUGAUCGUCGUGCCCUCUGGGAGGUACAUCGUCGCGGGGGUUGAAGCGAAAAAUCGCUACAAGGAAGAUUCAGGAGACCCUACUGUUGGAGCAAUAUUCGUCGUAAUGGGGGAGAUUCAAGGGUUUUCCAUUACUCCUAUCUUCACACAGGCCAGUGCGAUGUCCCACACGGUGACUGUUACUCGGACCACAACCUCGACUACGUCGGCCAUUAUCCUUAACACCGGCUAUGUCAAGACAAUCCCUGGCCUUCUCAAAUUCUUGGAAUUGAUCAUCGGAGCCGUGUGUGUGGGGAUUAUUGGUUACUACGUGGACAGAUACGGUCGUGACUAUGCGGGAUUGGCCGUCCCAGAGCUGUUCUUCCUACUCAUUGCCACAGCAUGCAUGAUAGCUACUUUCUGCCUCUUUCUUUCCUGCCUCCUAUCUGUCGCCACUGCCGCCAUCCUCCCCAAGACUAUCUUCGAGGUAGUUUAUCACUUUAUUGCGACGGGUCUCUACUUGGCCUGCGCCAUUACUCUGCUGGUGGAAGUGAGCGAAAUGCGGAAAUACAGUAGAAGUGAGAAGCUGGAUGCAUACCUGGCAACUGCAAUCCUUGGGCUCAUCAACGCUGGGCUGUACCUCUGCAGCGCCUUUCUGGCGGUCAAAAGUUACAGAAUGGCCUAAAGAUGAAACUGUCCAUGUCUACCUGUGCCUCCAUUAAGUAUUUAACAUUAUAUGAGACUGGCGACUUCAGUUCAUCAGCUUCCAUCCAAUACAGAGCUCUCUAAGUAGUUUUGAUGUAAAAAAUAAGGCAGAAUCAUUGUGAAGAAGAUAUAUUGUGAAUGAAUUGACAAUGAAGAAAUGGUCUGUGAGAAAACAAUCACAGAAUUAUGCAAUUGGGAUCCCACUUUCUCCAAUGUCACAUCCUAUUCUACUUUAAAAUUAUCAAGGAUGGGUGAUUUGGUCUGUCUUCAUAUGACCUAAAAUCUUAAGUGGUUCAAACUCAAAGUGGUUCUAGUCAUGUUUGUAUAUUCUCAUCAUUUCAUGCGUGUACAUUUACCCAGAUACAUUGAAACUGUUAAGAUUUUGGUAUGCUCUGACUCACUCUGAAAAUCAAAUUUGUAAGCAUCCCUAUUUGUGCUGUAUUUUCCAUGCAGGUACUGGUGCCUGGCAUGUUACUUGAUGUGCAAUUUUUUUUUACUAUCCC